This is a messenger RNA of Phyllotreta striolata, 723 nucleotides long. The record is from the annotation of a GenBank genome assembly. NCBI's taxonomy places the organism in Eukaryota, Metazoa, Arthropoda, Insecta, Coleoptera, Chrysomelidae.
AUGGAGGAAGAUAUUGUUAUGUUGCCCAGUGUCGUGACUUUUAUUGAUAACCGGCUGUGCUACAACGGGCAAAACUGCCAGAAGAUCCCGCCCAGCCUCGCCAAGCUCUACGGCUCUAAAACCGAAGCGCUGGAUUUGAGCUACAACGAGCUGGUCAACAUUAGAGGCGUCGAGGGGUUCCCGAACAUUAGAGAACUCAUAUUGGACAACAACGAGCUGGACGACAACAUCCAUUUGCCCGACCUGCCUCGAUUGCACACGCUCUCUCUCAACAAAAACAAGAUACGGGAUUUACCUUUGCUCUUGUCGAAGAUAUCGAAAAACCUACCAAACGUCACCUAUUUGAGCCUGUUGGGCAACCAGGCCUGUCCCGACGAAUUAACGACGAUCGAAAACGACGAAAAAGACUAUCAAAGAUACAGGUAUUACGUGUUGUCGCGUUUGCCGAAUUUGCGAUUUCUGGAUUCGAAAAAAGUGUCGGGGCGUGAAAUGGCGGAGGCGGCGCAUCGGGGGAAGUACAUGAAAAUUAUCAAGCCGGCGGCGGCGACGGUACAAUCGGCCUGCUUCGAUGAUUUCCUAUCGACGUUGGCCGAUUAUUUCACGCCUUUGCCCAAAACGCUGCGGAACGUGCACGAUUACAAAGGCUCUUAUGGAAAAUGUCAGUACCGUUACAGCGGCAAACAUUCCGAAGGCAACAGGUUUAUAUCAAACAAAGACUUGUAG